Messenger RNA from Funneliformis mosseae, 2631 nucleotides. NCBI's taxonomy places the organism in Eukaryota, Fungi, Glomeromycota, Glomeromycetes, Glomerales, Glomeraceae. The record is from the annotation of a GenBank genome assembly.
AUGCCACCUUUACAACAACAGACUCAAAAGGAGAAGCGCCAAGGUCGUCGAACAAAUCCAUAUCGACGACCGCCGAGGCUGACUAUGGUCGGAUCGGCUACCAAUGCUACUUUCGAGUUAAUGGGUUCACAAUACGAAUGGGCUCAAGCUCAACAAAUUCAUUCAAAUACCGUUGAAAAUGAGUGGCAAAAUGCUACUUCGAGCGAAAAUGGGGACAACACAAAUGAUUAUGACGAUAAUGGGCAGCCAUCUUUUAAGCAAGUGAACGAAACCAGCGAGUUGGCGAUAAUGGUUGUUAAUUCGGAUCAGAAUAGAAAGAAAGCGGACAGAAAACCUAAACGUGGAGCUGGCAUUAUUAUGGAACAAGAAGGAAACGAAAAUAAACGUCGCAAGAUUACUCACGAUAACGAUUAUAAUAAUACAAAUCUCAUGAUAAAUGGCAACGAGACAACCGAAGUUGCACCUAUGAAUAGUAUUGAUAUGGAGACUAUUGGCAUUGAGUCCUUCAAUGCGAACAAUGUGAAUACGACGACAACUACGUUGACAACAGUGACACCUACAACGGAAUCAAAUCCGACAGUUACUAAUACUAAAGUAGCUCGUAAUAAAGCCCGAGGUUCGAAUUCUCGCUCACGCGGCAAUAAGUCAAGAACGCGAAAAGUUUCUUCAAAUACGAUACGACAAAAUCCGACGUCUACUCGAAAAUCUCGUGGUAAACGUGGUCGCCCCAACGUUGCGAUAUCAGGAGCAAGUCGAAGCGACAACAUUCGUAGUAGUGAUCAAGGUGAACAACAUGAAUUGACAUCAAGUGUAUCUCAACUUUCUGUUGCUCCGGUUCCUGAUGUGGCCGAACCCGAGCCGAGAUCAACGAUAGUAUUGCGAAGAUUUCUUGAGUCACUUUGUGCAAGCGAGCAGGUGUUGAACCGCGAACGAUUGCUCCGUCUAGGGACCUACUUGCUUGAUUAUUUUGUUUCUCAGGCGUGGUGUCGUCCUUUUGUUAAUCCUGAAGACGAAUCGGCAUUCUUCUAUCGCUCGGUCAUUUCACGCUUGAUGGAUUUGACAACGGUCGAACAUAAUCUCUGGUCAGGAGAAUAUGAUGGUGCAAUUUCGAAAUUCUACGAUGAUAUAGCCCAGAUUAUGUAUAAUGCCUUCAAAUUCCAUCCUGAGGGAACCAUAAUAUUCAACGAAGCGAAUUCGAUGUUGGCUUGUUUUGUUGAAAUAACAACGAAAUUUUCUAAACCUCCACAUGACUUGAAUAAAUUCGACGAUGAACUUGCUAUGGUUGGUUCUAAACUACCUCACGAAGAAUUCAGCGACGUUUGUGGUGUGGCACCAAACCUUGAAAGCGGAAGCAAUGUUGCAAAGCUCCCCCAGGCUGCUGCUGAACGUUUAGAUCCUAUGUCGCGUCCUCUUUUUGACGUAUUUGAACGUAGAAACAUCCCACCAGUAAGAUUUCAACCUACGGAAGCGAAUUGUAAUUUCGGACGUCUGUAUAUCACGAUGGGCGCACAGAAUAUUAAAAAUUGUAGAGAUGAACGCAAUGCAAUUCUUGUAAUCGUAAAGGAUGUGGCUUAUACACGCGGAACGAAUCGAUUGCGGUGCAGUGUGAUCAUUGCGAAACCGUUUGGUGAGCUACGCGAGCUCGAUACGAUUGGGUUUCCGGAAUUACAAGAUGCUCGAUAUUGGACUCGAGUUGCUUUUCUCAGCAGAGUAAACCUUGAUAUCGCAGUGGGCUCAAAAUUCUUUGAUAAAUACUUGCGAACUCCUUUUAAAGUAUCAGAAUACGAUAAAGAAAUUAUUACACCGCAGCAGCACGAAGGGUUUUUGGCAGCUUUGAAUUUGCGACAAGAGGCGAACAGGGUAAACGUACCAAUCGAGAGCUUCGAAUCUCUCGGAAAAUCAAUACAAGUCGACGCAGAAGGAUUCUUUAAACGAGUUUUUCACGUUCCUGGUGAUGAACAAUAUGUCGUGCAAAACUUCAAAGAAAUUUCAAAUGAUACUCUUGAGACCAGGAUUAGGGAAGCAGUUUGCUAUGACAUAGAAGACGAGCUUGUCGGCCUUUCCAUGGUAAGGUAUGGCUAUACGUUGAAGGAGUACGCCUUCAAUACUCGUGCUCCACUCACAGGUGAGCAAAAAUUCAAGCUCAUUCAUGAUAUGAUAAAAGGCAUCAAAGCGCUUCACGACGCUGGAUUUGCACAUCGGGAUCUCUCCGAGGUUAAUAUGAUGGUAAAUUGUACUACCGAACUUUUGUCGGAUGGUAACGCCAAACCUGAACUCGUAAUAAUCGAUUUCGGGAAAGCCGAGUUUAUCAACCGUGAUGAUGUGUUGGCUUGGUCCGUUGGCGAGGUAACAAACGAUAAGUUGGAACAUCUUCCACGGAUUAAGACGGUGCCAGAUCAUGGCUAUAAAUUGUACAGAGAAAUCGUAUCGGAUCCCGUCAAAAUUAAAUUCCAUACAGAAAAGAAUGUUAAAGGGAUGAGAUCGCGAGAGUUAUUGUUAAAGUGUAUAACCGCGUCUCCGCAGGAUCGUUGUACCGCAAAAGAAUUGCUAGAUUGGCUUCUACAAACCAAAGAUGAAUUGAUUUCCGAAUGGGCGAUCUCUGGAAGAAAGAGAAUAAGAAAGCAAUUCUAG